AUGUCGUUCCAAACACCGCCCCCACCAACUAGCAUCUUCGAGGUCUCAUUCCCAAGCCCGGGGGUGUUACUCGCAACAAUCAACCGAGAGAAGCGUAUGAAUUCGGUUCCUAUCCAGGGUCAUCAUGAAGGUACAGCGCUCUGGAAUUGGAUGGACAAUGAGCCGUCGAUGCGGGUGGGCAUCAUUACCGGGAAAGGGAGCAAGGCCUUUUGCGCAGGUGCCGACUUGCUCGAGCAACGGGACAUUAGUCGCGGCGACGAGACCCGGCCGAACAAGGUUGCCGAAGGUGGAUUUGCUGGACUGAGUCAACGACGCGGUAAAAAGCCCGUCAUUGCCGCGGUGAACGGACUCGCCUUGGGUGGUGGAUUUGAAAUCUGUUUGAAUUGGUGCGUCUUGGCUGCCUUGGAAAGUGGGAGAGAAGAAGGGGAAGAAGAAAGGGGAAAAAUAACUAACAGUUACACCCCGCCUCGUGAUUUAUUUAGUGAUCUCAUCGUCGCCUCGCCCCAGGCGUAUUUCGGACUUCCCGAAGUCCUGCGCGGACUGUACGCAGGAGCCGGAGGGCUCUCACGGAUCGUGCGCGACUGCGGUAUGAGAAUCGGCACCGAACUGGCGCUGACCGGUCGUCGUGUUCCCGCCCAGGAGGCUCUCUCCCUGAGAUUGAUCAACCGCAUCGCUCAAUCUCACGAAUCAGUCCUCGAUGAAGCUCUGGAGAUGGCCAAGGAGAUUGCCAACAAAUCUCCCGAUGCCAUUAUCGUGUCGCGCUCGGGGCUUCGCGAGUCAUGGGAGACGGCCAGUACGAUAGAAGCCGACAAGAUUACGGCGGAAAAGUAUGGUCGAGGGUUGCUCGCUUCGGAGAAUCUCAGGAUUGGCUUGGAGGCGUUUGCGGCGAAGAAGCAGCCGCAGUGGGUGGCGUCCAAGUUGUAG
Penicillium oxalicum is the source of this 924-nucleotide messenger RNA. RefSeq names its product enoyl-CoA hydratase/isomerase family protein. Gene Ontology annotation, molecular function: enoyl-CoA hydratase activity. The record is from RefSeq and is a predicted model, not a curated record. Gene Ontology annotation, biological process: fatty acid beta-oxidation. Bases 1 to 924 code for a protein of 307 amino acids. The transcript has a single exon. Lineage: Eukaryota; Fungi; Ascomycota; Eurotiomycetes; Eurotiales; Aspergillaceae. Gene Ontology annotation, cellular component: mitochondrion.